AUGGCAAAUCACAGCGUCCAUCUCAACGUCUCGAUGCCCAGCCGGGCCGGAUGGACUUGCACUAGUCCUCGUCAGUAUUGGCCCGGCCCUACUGACCUGUCCGAGCCAGGCCCAGUCUCAUUGUGCUCCGGCCGCUUGUCCGCACACCCGCUCAUGUGUUUUCCUGCCAAGUACAGGCCAGAAAAGGUGGGUUUCGAGGAGUCGCUUGUUUCAUAA
This is a messenger RNA of Protopolystoma xenopodis, 216 nucleotides long. Lineage: Eukaryota; Metazoa; Platyhelminthes; Monogenea; Polystomatidea; Polystomatidae. The record is from the annotation of a GenBank genome assembly.